This is a messenger RNA of Brassica napus (rape), 918 nucleotides long. RefSeq lists its product as uncharacterized. Lineage: Eukaryota; Viridiplantae; Streptophyta; Magnoliopsida; Brassicales; Brassicaceae. The record is from RefSeq and is a predicted model, not a curated record. Bases 294 to 641 code for a protein of 115 amino acids. The transcript is spliced from 5 exons.
UAUUAGAGAUUCUUUCUUACGUAAGACCAGCCGCAAUGGAGGAUUUAAAUGAAUCCUUAGCACAUAAUCCUAAGCAAAUACCAAUACAAUAAUAAUAUAAAACCUAAAUAAGCUAAGGAGCAGUCCCUAAUUAAGGAUUAAAAUCAAUGAAUCCUUGCUGACGUGGUCUUCUUCCUUUUAGCGUUUUUUGAGUUUCUCUCUCUGUGAUUUUUGUUUCUCCGUCACUUUCCUUUGAAGAUGGGAGUAAAUGGUUGGUGGCUUCUCUCCCCUGUCUUAUUCUUCCUGAGACUUCGAUGAUGGCCCUUCUCUCAGCCGUAUCUUCUCUCUUACCUUUCUCUUAUGGGGCAACGAGACUAAGCAGUAAAGCCUCUUUAGCUUCUACAACAUCUGGAUUCAACCUCUCUUCUCUUAGGAACUCCCCGAGAAACUCCCCUCGCUUGUAUGUGUCGAUGGCCAUUGCAAACCUCAGGUGGUUUUGGUUGACCAGUAUGAACGUUUUGUGUUCAAGCCAAUGUUGUAUGAGCUUCUCUCCGGAGCUAGGCUGGUUCUUGCUCUUGGCGCUGAACCUAAGCUUGAUCUUGUUCCCGGCGCAAUGGAGUUUGCUUUGCCGUUUUACACUCUUAACGAUGCUAUUAGGGUGAACGAGAAGCUGAGCAAAUUGGAGAGGAGGAACUUCAAAAACGGCAAUCCCAUUAAAGUAGCUGUCGUUGGGUGCGGUUACGGAGGAGUUGAGUUAGCUGCCACCAUCUCUGUUUUGUCAGUCUCAUUGUCUGAGUUUGGAAACUUUAGUUUUGAUGGGGAAAUUGGUAACGCUCAUUCAUAACAUCAAACUUUGUAAAAGAUUGAGAAAAUCUUCCAUACACAUUUGAUCAUACACAUUUGAUCAUAUUACAUGUUUUAAAUUUUUUUUAAUUAUUA